This is a messenger RNA of Bactrocera oleae (olive fruit fly), 1754 nucleotides long. The record is from RefSeq and is a predicted model, not a curated record. Lineage: Eukaryota; Metazoa; Arthropoda; Insecta; Diptera; Tephritidae.
AAAAUCAGCGAAAAUGAGAGAGUCUCGCAUCAUGUCAUCCUUGACGUAGUGAAAUUCAAAUUGCAAUAGCUUUACUUUAUUUUGGGAUGACAAAGGUUCGUCAGAACUAAUCGAUAAACGCAAAGGGGAACCAAAGACAAUUUCGAUAAUUGUGUUGUUGUAAACACAUGGACAAAUUGUAGUUCAAAUUUCGAAGAACUACAAUACUUGCAGUAAUAUUUAGGAAUAAAGAACUGUUUACGAAAAUCAAAUAUGACAAGUAAAUUAUGAUGUUCGUUCUUUGCACAUUCCCAUUUAGAAACAGAUGACAUAUAAAAUUAUACAAAACAGAAGCUAAGAAAUUUCCUAUGAAAACAAAUAACGGAAAAUAGAAAGAGAGGAAUCUUGAAUGGUGGAAUAUUUGAGGAAUGAUAAUAGCCAGAUUAAAUAACUUUGCAACUGUAAAUAAUUCCUAAACGCCUUCAUUAUAUUCAACUAAUUAAUAGUAAUAAAAAACAUGGUGAAUUUUAAACACAUAGUGAAUUGUUAAUAGUUUGUUUUUAUCAAAUAAACUCGUUAUCUGAUAACAGUCUCCUCCAAGUGUUAUUAAAGUUUUGAAGCCUCUGAGCAGAAGUGCUUAAAUUUGGUAGCACUUGUGCGUCGUAUAUGAAAACCGUUACAGAAAUGUUUCAUUCAAGUAGUGUAUGUGUAAAUUUUACAUGUGAAACUAAUAUGUGUACUUCGAUUUUAUCAGAGUUAAUUAUUAACACUUUACAAUCAAGUUGCGUCUAUUUGCUUCAUUAAAAUCCUUAAUAUGCGCAUUUUACGCUCUCAAUAUUUGAAAUUAAAGUCCGCACACAGCCUUGACGACACAACUGCAACAAAAACUACAACACUGACUGCAGUUCACGAUGAAACGCCAAUGCGACGUACGAGAAUGACAUCGAAGGCCAUACAAGAUGUAAAAUCCAUACAAACCGUUACUCAAGCUACACGUACUAGAUUGCGACACAACAGUGUAAUUACAAGUAAUGCCCAAAUAUUACAAGAUGCUUUAUUGUACGCUAAAAACAAUCUCAACAAGAUUUGUCCUAGCACACCGGUAGGACAAUCGCCUAUACAAAAGCGUCGUCAAACACUAGCUUGUGUUGAUGACGAUUUGCUAAAACAACAGAUUUUGGAUGCAUUAAAAAUUAAAUUAAUAAAUACACCGAUCGAUCAAUAUACGCGCAUCAAUGUGGUAGUACGGUUCUAUGACGAAGGCACGAUGUGGUAUACGCGUUUCUAUCGUAGCUAUGAGGAUGUGUUGUGGUUAAAAAUACCGCGCGGAGGUAAAACCGCCAAAACAAAAUGGCAUUUCAAAUGUGAGGUCUGUCAGAAAAAACUAUGCUCUUUCAGAACACUAAAAUCUCAUCUUAAUAUACAUAUGGGGUUUUUUCCAUAUCGCUGCGAAGAUUGCCCAAAUCAGUACCCUGCUAGAGGCACUUACGUGCGUCAUAGAAAGUCAAAACACUAAAGCAAGCUUUUAAAAUCAUUGAUUUAAGAUGACAAAACCUAUGCAUAGACAUGGUAGUCGUAAUGACGUAAUAGUGUUUAAUAAACAAUAAUUGAAUUGGUUGUUUUAGUUUUGGUUUUUAAGUAGAAAAAUGGUUUAACCCAGUGAAAAAUGUUGACCUUUAUACAAUAUUUUUUUUUAUUAAUAUUUACUAACGCAAAUUGUAAAAUUAAUGUAUAUAGUAAGAAAUAAAUAUAAACUCGUUGUUCACAUUUAUACA